This is a messenger RNA of Xylaria bambusicola, 2502 nucleotides long. Its product is annotated as oligomeric complex COG6. Gene Ontology annotation, biological process: intra-Golgi vesicle-mediated transport. NCBI's taxonomy places the organism in Eukaryota, Fungi, Ascomycota, Sordariomycetes, Xylariales, Xylariaceae. The record is from RefSeq and is a predicted model, not a curated record. Bases 144 to 2300 code for a protein of 718 amino acids. The transcript has 2 exons. Gene Ontology annotation, cellular component: COG complex.
AAAACACAGUAACACAUAAUCCGUCUCACCAGUAGCUGGGCUUUUGAUAUCAUAAGUGCAGAAUGUAACUAUUUGUGUCAAAGGAGCUGGAAUCGAAGAAAUAAGAGAAGGCAAGAAAGUACAAAGCCGAGGUGGUAUCGAACAUGGCCUCCAACGGUCUAGGGCUUCAGCUUCCGCAACGUGAUGCUGCAUCGCCAGGUCCCAUAUCCCCCGGCAUAUCUCUAGCUCCCGGUCAAGCCAGCAGGGUCAUGAACCCCAUAUCAUCUAAAGUCACCUCGGUACUCUCAACUUCAUAUGCGGACUCUGAAUUCCGCGAAGCAUUGAUUCUGCUGGAUGAACGGGGCAUAAGCAUUAGUGCCGAGACCAGAAGGCAGCUACGUCUCGACGUGCAAAAGGAAGUUAUUGACAGCAAUGGCCAGAUCAUCAAUGAGUUUGGCCGUGUGGCAGAUCAAUUACGACGCAUCGGCGCUACCAUCGACAAGCUCAACAAGAACUAUCAGGAGAUGAAGAGCCAUGUAACGCUAUCUCACGAGGCAACUGUGGCUACAGUUGAAGAAGCUUCUUCUCUGAUGACACAGAAAACGAAUAUAGAGACGAAACAACAAUUGCUCAAGGGCUUCAAAGAUCACUUCGUACUCACAGACGAUGAAGUGGCGUCUCUAACCCUGACAUCGGAGCCCGUCGAUGACCGAUUCUUUGCCGUAUUAGCUAAGGCAAAGCGUAUACGCAAAGAUUGCGAAGUGCUCCUUGGCUUUGAGAACCAGACCUUGGGCCUUGAGGUUAUGGAUCGGACCUCAAAGAACCUGAACCACGCCUUUCAGAAGCUUUAUCGCUGGAUACAGAGAGAGUUCAAGACGCUCAAUCUCGAAAAUCCUCAAAUACAUUCUUCCGUGCGUCGCGCGCUACGCGUAUUAGCUGAAAGGCCCUCCCUCUUUCAGAGCUGCUUGGAUUUCUUCGCCGAGGCUCGUGAACAGAUUCUCUCAGAUUCUUUUUACCUUGCACUGACAGGAAUGUCAGCAUCCGGGGCGAAGGACCACUCUGUCAAACCGAUUGAGCUUGCGGCCCAUGACCCCCUUCGCUAUGUGGGCGAUAUGCUAGCGUGGGCGCACUCGGCUACAGUAUCGGAGCGCGAGGCCCUCGAGGUCCUUUUUGUCUCAGACGGCAACGAGAUUGCCAAGGGCAUGCAGGAAGGGAGGGAGAAUGAGCUAUGGCGUUUCAUGGCCGAUGAGGGUGAUGAUGGCCCACCCGAGUUCGACGCUGUCAAGGCGCUCAAUGAACUUGUUGAUCGGGAUCUGGCGGGCGCCGCUCGAAUUUUGCGCCAGCGCAUUGAGCAGGUGAUACAAGCUAACGAGGAGACAAUCCUGGCAUAUAAGCUAGCUAACCUGUUGUCCUUCUACAAAUUCACAUUUUCGCGACUGCUAGGGGUCACCAACGCCGAAGCUAUUCUAUUACAGUCGAUGACGAACCUCGAAUCCGAGGCUCUGCGCCAGUUCCGCUCGCUCAUGCGCGACUACAUCGCUACGCUACAGGGUGAAUUUCAGCACACUCCCGCAGACCUCGCACCCCCCGAUUUCCUCCAGGAAGCGCUCAAGCAGCUUUCAGCCAUUAUGCAAACAUACGAAACCUCGCUGGACACGUCCACGUCUAAAGGGGGGGGAGAAGACCAAGAAGAUGACGACGACGAAUUCCAACCCAUACUCACCGAAUCCUUCGACCCAUUCAUAGCAGGCUGCGAGAAUAUGGCACGUAAAAUCCCCAGGCCCGCUAGUUCCAUCUUUUUCCUCAAUUGUCUCCUUGCCGCCCAAUCCACACUGCAACCCUACUCGCGCUUCACAUCACGUCGUCUAGCACGCCUGCGCUCCACCGCCUCCGAGCAUGCGUCCAAGCUUAUUGAGUCGCAAUACAGCUUCCUCGUAUCGGAAUCGUCGCUGUCGUCCUUUUUUUCGGCCCUACAGCCGUUGCGCAGUGAGAUCCGUGAAGAUAUUGAAAAAGUCUCAACGCUUGAGCCGACACAACCCGCUGCUCUCGCAAGCGCGAGCCAAAGUCUCGACGACUUCCUACCGUCAGCUAUCAUGGACGCCUUAGAAAACCUGAAACACCUGCAGGACGCGCGGCUUGCGCGUGAGGUCACGGAGGAGGCGGCCGAGCGGUUCUGCGCCGACUUUGAGCACGUCGAGGAGCUCCUUGUACUCGCUGACGAGUUGCGGGAUCAAAAGGACAGCAAUGAUGCGGAUGAGGAGCCGAGCUUGAGGGCCUUGUUCCCAAGGACAACGGGCGAGAUAAGGGUUUUACUAUCAUAAGUCGCUGAAUUACUAGAGCGAUGCAUUUGUCCGAGACGGGAAUAUACACGGAAACCUAUGAAGAUGCUGAAGAUUAGGACAACCGAGUCUUACAAGUGCAGAAUGCGCAUAACCUUGCGGGUUAUUUUCUUCUUUAUUAUUAAUUUUCUUCUCCUGGCCUACCAUUCACACAUGUAGGGGCGUAUCUCUCAAGUCAACGGAA